Messenger RNA from Periconia digitata, 1790 nucleotides. The record is from the annotation of a GenBank genome assembly. Lineage: Eukaryota; Fungi; Ascomycota; Dothideomycetes; Pleosporales; Periconiaceae.
CAGCUAUCUUUGCAAGGAGUCUUCCUUUGUCAAAUCGAUGCAAUAUCGCCAUUAGCGCAAGGUCAGGGCCAGUGCGGGUCGGCCAUGCUAACGGACGCUAGUGGCAAGACAAGUAAAUGCACCACCGCCAUGCUGACGCCUCACGUACCCUUUAUGUACUUUUUUAUACUCUAUAGCUCUUAGUUGCAACUAAUAACUGUUUUAAGCACGUAACUAGCUAAAAUACAAUUCCUAACCCACAAAGAUACAGAUCUGGCUGCUACUAGCUAUCUAGAGUUAAAGAGUUGAAGAGCUAAUAUCGGCUUUCUCCACCUCCCAGUUCGUGAGUGUGCCGAAAGAAGAUAUGUAGCGUGGAUGGGUAGUACCAAGAACGUGACUCCUCAGGCGCACGCAUUCCCUUAUAAGUUCUACAGCUUCCGCGUUACGAUGCUGACUUUUCCACGUGAAGGCGAGAUUGUUCAUGCUGUUCAGCGUGUCAGGAUGGUCAGCUCUAAGUUUGCUCUUGCGAGUCUCCAUCACUUGCACAAACAGCAACUCCGCCUCUUCCUAUCUCCCCUGAUUCUAAAAUGUCGACGCUAGGUUGGCCAUGCUGGUCAGCGUGUCAGGAUAGUCAGCUCCAAGUUUGCUCUUGCGAGUCUCUAUCACUUGCACCUCUAGCAACUCCGCCUCUUCCCAUCUCCCCUAAUUCCUGUACGUCAACGCCAGGUUAGCCAUGCUAGUCAGCGUAGAAGGAUAGUCAGCUCUAAGCUUGCUCUUGCUCGUCUCCAUCACUUGCACAUCUAGCAACUCCGCCUCUUCCCAUCUCCCCUAAUUCCUGUACGUCGACGCCAGGUUGGCCAUGCUAGUCAGCGUGUCAGGAUAGUCAGCUCCAAGUUUGCUCUUGCUCGUCUCCAUCACUUGCACAAACAGCAACUCCGCCUCCUUCUACUGCCCUUCGUAAUAAUGCACUGUACCUGCAGUGUGCCAUACAAACUCCUUCCUCUCAUCUCCUACAUCCAGCUCAUCCAAGUACCCCUCGUUCAGCACUAGGACGUGCGCAACUAGCUCUCUUCAAUACUCCAGUUUCGCCGCAUCCUUAAACAGCUGAACGCACCCGGCUACCACCGUUAUCAGAUGCCACUUCUCCCACAGCUGCUCUUCCUUGUACUUCUUUGCUUGCCAUUGCACCAAACCGUGCAUUAACACCCCCAGCCAUGUUCCUUCCGUUCGCUGCAGCAGGCCGUAUCGUUCCAGUAGGCUCUAACUUUGUCAAUAGCUGUAGUCAUCCCACUCGCCUUCUUCCAAUCUAAAGACCUCAUUAAGCCAGCCCAGCAGCUCAAUCGCAUUUCCAUACAGCUUCUCAUGAGACUCCGACAUCGCCAGGCUGCCCAGCCAAACCAGCUCGUCAUAGAUCACAGCGCCUCAGAAAUAAGCCAGAAAGGCAAGCAACAAGUCAGGCUUCUUAUUCUUCUUGCCGCUCUCCUUAAUCCUCUCUAGCGUCGUAUCCCACACUGUCCACACUGUUUUGCUGCUUAGCUGUAGCCCGCAGAAUUCCUCGCUUUGUAGCAGGUCAUCUUGGUGUUUCUUAUAGUCUGUAAGAUAUCUUAACGGGGCUUGUCUGCAGUCCUCGUCGUUACUUAUGUAAGCGCUAGCAAGGUUAAUUGUAAGAGCCAGGUACUUAAGCUCCCUUACAAUGUUGUCGCAGUCUUUUAGCAUCUUCUCUAAUGCAGCGUCGGCUUCUAGCUUGAGACGUUGAAGAAGGAGCGCCCGUGCUUCUAGUAGUUCUAUAACACCUACCUCUACCUCUUCAC